AUAUAACAAAAUAUCUUGUCAACGCUGAUGCGCCCGUUGAUAAUGUAUUCUCCCUUGGACUAUUUCUGUGCACUACGUCCAGCGCUGGCAAAUCCUGUCUGCUGAAUAGUGAGCAAACAACGGAAUGAAGGCCUUAGCAUGUCUCCGCCGACAUGCGUUGCUACCAGCAACACUCGUCUCUGUGGUUCUGGGAUUUACGAUCGGACUACUAUGCCGUCAGCUGAACCCUUCCCCUGACGUCGUCAUCCUCAUCUCAUUUCCUGGGGAAGUGUUUCUGCGGAUGUUGAAGAUGAUGAUUUUGCCUCUGGUAGUUUCCAGCAUCAUGACUGGUCUUGCUAACCUUAAUAGCAAGUCAGCUGGACAGAUUGGUGUGUAUACCAUUAUCUACUACAUCGCUACCACAUUAUUGGCAACAAUGAUUGGCCUCAUGCUCGUUCUCACCAUUAGACCAGGCAAGGUUGCCAACAACAACGUCAUGAGUGCCAGGUCAUCAGGAGUUGCCCCUUCCGCCUCAGCUAGAGACGUGUUCCUGGAUUUAGUCAGGAACCUUUUCCCCGAAAAUGUUGUUCAGGCGAGCUUUCAGACAAGUGGCACUGUGUAUGUACAGAAGCACUCAGGAGUAUCUCUGCUAGAUAAUAACUCUACAGCUGCAAAUACUUCCACGUCCAACAGUUCGAAUGAUACAUCAUCAGUUCAAAGCAGAGAAGAUGUAUGGGCUCCAAAAUCUGUCUACAGGCCAGGAAUGAACAUGUUAGGGAUAUUGAGCUACUUCGUGUUCUUUGGUGUAAUCCUUGGUCGCCUCGGGGAAAAGGGAAAAGUGGUGCUGCGUUUCUUCACUGUAGUUAAUGACACUACAAUUAAGAUGAUAAGGUUAAUUUUGUGGUAUUCUCCAAUCGGGAUUAUGUUCCUGAUUAUGGGGAAGAUUCUGGAAGUCAAGAACCUCGCUGAAACCGCCCAACAGCUUGCCGUCUACAUAAUGACAACUUUGAUAGGUCUCGGAAUCCAUGUUCUUAUAGUCCUUCCUCUACUGCAUCUUGCCUUGACGAGAAAGAAUCCUUACAAAAUCAUGAAAGGAAUACCACAGGCCGUUUUAACGGUUGCUGCAACAGCUUCCAGCUCUGCAACCUUACCCAUUACUAUUCGAUGUUGCGAAGAGAACUUGAAGAUUAACACUGCCAUCACUCGUUUUGUGCUGCCGAUAGGGGCAACCAUCAACAUGGAUGGUACCGCCAUCUUCCAAGUCAUCUCUGCCGUUUAUAUUGCCCAGAUACGUAGAAUACCCCUUCACUUCAUCGAAGUCAUAGUAUUAAGUUUGUGUACAGUGUUGGGCAGUGUAGGCGUGGCGGGAGUGCCCAACUCGGCUAUAAUGGUAUUGAUGGUGAUCCUGUCAUCUGUAGGUCUUCCUGUAGAAGACAUCUCCGUCUUGCUGGCAGUCGACUGGUUCCUGGCUCGAAUGCAGGGUAUGGUGAAUAUAACAGGUGAUUGUUUUGCCGCAUCUAUGCUGGAUCACUUCUUUCCAUACACGCCCGUUGAGCAGUCCAUACACGCAGUCGUCGAGGAUUCCAGGAUCACUGACGAUGACGCCUUUAGUCCGGAUACCGAUGUAUAAGACGCGCAACAUUCUCUCAAGUAGCUUGUAUGACAUCGCACUACACCAAUAACAAAAGCAUGCAUGUGGGCAGAGCAGGCUAGAGGUUUCAUGGACAAGUGAUGCCACCCAUUUGAAUUGCCUUCUGAUUUAUGCCUAUUAACUAUUAAUCAGAUGUUUGUUUUUGUCAAAUGACCUUUCACGUCUGGGAUCACCACUCUCUUUGCGACUCUCCGGGAUCACUAUGACAGCCAGAACGCAACUGCAUAUUGUCCACAGAAGGGUCACUGGACAGUACUACCGACACAACAUACGGGCACGAAUAGUUGUGCCGCGUGCACACCAUGCUGGUCCAAGUUUUGUCUUUCGAAAAGAAAACGCCCACCGUGAACAUAUCAUUACUCUCCGCCCCCAUCUGCAAAACAUCACCAGAAUGCAAUGGCCAGCAAUGAAUCCUCGCCUUCGU
Messenger RNA from Haliotis rufescens (red abalone), 2054 nucleotides. Its product is annotated as excitatory amino acid transporter-like. Gene Ontology annotation, biological process: L-glutamate transmembrane transport. The record is from RefSeq and is a predicted model, not a curated record. Lineage: Eukaryota; Metazoa; Mollusca; Gastropoda; Lepetellida; Haliotidae. The transcript has 9 exons. Bases 125 to 1609 code for a protein of 494 amino acids. Gene Ontology annotation, molecular function: glutamate:sodium symporter activity; L-glutamate transmembrane transporter activity; neutral L-amino acid transmembrane transporter activity. Gene Ontology annotation, cellular component: plasma membrane.